AUGAGUGCUGUGCGAUUCACGGCCAAACAGGUCCUAGAACAGAUAUUUUCCAAUGACUCUGACUGCGACGAGGAAGCGGACGAGGAAGCGUCCGAAGAAGAAGACGGGGAGGAAUACAACCCAGAGGACGAGGAGACCACAGAGGACGACGACGACGACUACGACGCCGCAGCCGCUGCCGCCGCCGCCGCCGCCGAUGAGGACGAUGUCCAAAUAGAAGACAUCAUCCUGGAGAUGACCAAUCUGGAGGGCGUUCGAAAAUACGGAGCCCGAGGCGACGGCGACGACGACCACCGCCACUACGCCGCCGACGACGGCCACGAAGACCACGAAGACCUCGACCGCGACCGCGGCGGCGGCCACUGGAAAGCGAUGGACUCCACAGACCUGCGAGCCUACGUAGGGCUGCUCAUCCUAGCCGGCGUGUACAGGUCCCGAGGCGACGCGGCCUCUAGUCUCUGGGACGCCGAGAGCGCAAGGACCAUUUUCCGCGCAACCAUGCCGCUCAAAGUCUUUCACGCUUACUCGAGACUCCUUCGCUUCGACGACCGCCAGACCAGAGCCGAGAGACGCGCAGCAGGCGGCGGUGACAAACUUGCGGCCGUGAGAGAGGUCUGGGACAAGUGGGUCGAGAGGCUGCCGCUCCUCUACAACCCCGGGCCCGACGUGACGGUGGACGAGCAACUGGUCCCUUUCAGAGGCCGAUGUCCUUUCCGCCAGUAUAUCCCAAGCAAGCCGGCCAAAUACGGCAUCAAGACAUGGGUGGCCUGCGACUCCAAAUCCAGCUACGCCUGGAAGAUGCAGGUCUACACCGGCAAGGCCACAUGCGGAGGCCCCGAGAAGAACCAGGGGAUGAGGGUCGUGCUCGAUUUGACGCAGGGACUCAGGGGUCACAACGUCACCUGCGACAAUUUCUUCACCUCAUACGAGCUCGCGCGCCAGCUCUUGACGAGGAACGUCACCGUGGUCGGCACAGUCAGAAAGAACAAGCCAGAGCUCCCGCAGGCGCUGCUCGCCUCAAAGGACAGGCUCCUCUUCUCCUCCAAGUUCGCCUUCACGCCCACCACCGCUCUAGUGUCCUACCUGGCAAAGAAAAACAAGAACGUCUUACUCCUGAGCACGCUGCACACCGAGGCUCACGUUAGCCGUCGCCAGGACAAGAAGCCGGCCAUCGUCCUAGACUACAACAGCAACAAGGGAGGUGUGGACAACCUAGACAAGGUGAUUGGAACCUACAGCUGCAGGAGGAUGACCGCGCGCUGGCCCCUGGUCAUCUUCCACAACAUCCUUGACGUGUCCUCUUACAACGCUUUUGUCAUAUGGCGAGAGCUCAACCCCACUUGGAUGCCUGGUAAGCGAAACAAGAGGAGGGUGUUCCUCGAGCAGCUGGGAAAGGCACUAGUGACUCCGUUCAUACAAAGAAGGGCCCGUCUCCCUCGCACCGAAGCCUCUGCGGCGCUCGUCAAAGCUGUUCAGAGGGCUACGUAUCGUGAUCAGCCCCGGCGGGAUCACGCCCCCGCAGCACCGGACCACGCACCGGCCCAAGCACCCAACCCCGCACAACCCAGUAAGAGGAAGAGGUGUCAGGUCUGCCCCACAAAGAAGGACUGUAAAACACACACGGUGUGCACCAAGUGUGAUCAACCGGAGGACACCAGGCUUCAGGAAACAGAACCCGGUGACCAGUACGAGUCAAACAACAGCCCUGUGGACGACCAGCACCUAUAUGACUCAGAUGCAUGCGGGAACAGUUUUAGACAACACACAUUCAGCCCUGCAGAUUCCAACCGGUCCGAUUCAGAGACCGAUUGCCAAGCAACAAUGGCAGGUGACUACAAUGAUUGGACGUAUGAGCACGAACACGACACUCUAAGUGAUACCGUGGAAGACACCAGGAGUCAGGAGGAGGACACCCCUCCCCAGUACGGGUCAAACACCAGACAUGUGGACAGGGACAAUGUUUACGAAGAAGCGGUUGACGACUACUUCGACGUUGACGAUGACGAUGUUGAAGAUAUGGUUCGAGCCGAGGAGGAUGCUAAAAAACAUCAGCAGAUACAUCUCAUGCUUAAGUGGUCGAUAUUGAACAGAACGUGGCACUCCUUUCUAGAAUGGCUAGGUGAGCGCUGGUGGGGCUCAGUCUCUGCAGAUCAGAUUAGCUCCUUCAUGGGCGGACGUAAGAUUCGCUUUGGAGAUAUUGUUAUUGCGGCACACUUUGGUGACAUGCCCGGAGGAGUAUGUUCGGUUACGGCGAAGACUCACAACGCAGUACUGACAUUUCAUGUGGCCAUCUGUGGAGGCAGUUACAUAUGUGCUGAAAGACUCAUGGUGGGGAGCGUCAUACGGCAACGCAGUAUGGUCACCCCAUUACCGUGA
This is a messenger RNA of Coregonus clupeaformis (lake whitefish), 2376 nucleotides long. RefSeq names its product piggyBac transposable element-derived protein 4-like. The transcript has 5 exons. NCBI's taxonomy places the organism in Eukaryota, Metazoa, Chordata, Actinopteri, Salmoniformes, Salmonidae. Bases 1 to 2376 code for a protein of 791 amino acids. The record is from RefSeq and is a predicted model, not a curated record.